This is a messenger RNA of Phytophthora sojae, 525 nucleotides long. RefSeq lists its product as hypothetical. The record is from RefSeq and is a predicted model, not a curated record. NCBI's taxonomy places the organism in Eukaryota, Oomycota, Peronosporomycetes, Peronosporales, Peronosporaceae. Gene Ontology annotation, molecular function: DNA binding. Gene Ontology annotation, biological process: regulation of DNA-templated transcription. Bases 1 to 525 code for a protein of 174 amino acids. The transcript has a single exon.
AUGGAGGCCGUGUCGAUGCAGACGAUGGGGCACGCGGCGCAGGUGCUGGGUGACCCGAACGUCGCCGCUCAGUACGAGCAUUCGGGUCGCACAAUGCACGCGUGGGGCAAGCGACGUAUGACGCAGCAGCACCAACAAGUGUCCAGUGCAGGACGAGGAGGCAACAAUCUGCUGCCGUCACUGUCUGCGAUCUCGCUCUCGCAAGUGUCACCGUACGCGAUGGAGCUGGCGGCGCGCAACAGUAUGCCCAAGAAGCGGUCGAGCCUCUCGAAGCGGUCGAAGCAGCUCAUGCACGAGUGGUUUGAACACAACUUGCACCACCCGUACCCGACCGAAGAGGAGAAGGAGUGGCUGGCGCAGGAAGGAGGCAUCACGCUGGAACAAGUCAACAACUGGUUUAUCAACACCCGCGGCCGCAAGUGGAAACCAAUGUUAAACAAGCUCAUGGCCGAGAAGCAGGCCGGUAACUGCAAGCUAUACGACCAAAUGGUGCAGAAGAUUGAGGAGCCCUAUCACAAGUUGUAG